Dothidotthia symphoricarpi CBS 119687 is the source of this 1623-nucleotide messenger RNA. RefSeq names its product MFS multidrug transporter-like protein. The record is from RefSeq and is a predicted model, not a curated record. The transcript is spliced from 5 exons. Lineage: Eukaryota; Fungi; Ascomycota; Dothideomycetes; Pleosporales; Dothidotthiaceae. Gene Ontology annotation, molecular function: transmembrane transporter activity. Gene Ontology annotation, biological process: transmembrane transport. Bases 1 to 1623 code for a protein of 540 amino acids.
AUGUCAACAACGGUCUCCCUGAAUCAAGCAAAAGAGCAUACACACGCAGCAGAAAGCUCGUCUUCCAGCACUGCCGAGUACCAUCGUCGACCUUCGGAAUGCAACACAGAGAUACCCAACAAGGAUGGCAAGGAGGUCGAACUUCAUAGCUGGAAUGGACCAGACGAUCCCGACAAUCCAUUCAAUUGGUCUCCUACCCACAAGUGGCUGAUCACCAUCACUGUCUGCAUCAUAACCCUCUUGACAGGGCUGCCAGCCGGCUCGUACGGUUCUGGAAAUGAUUACAUGGCUGCUACGUUCAAUGUUCAAAAUGAGCCGUUUCCUAACCUUGCUUGGGCAACUUGUAGUUGGAACCUGGGAGCUGCGAUAUUUCCCCUUGUCUUCGUGCCGCUUACGGAAUCCUCUGGUCGCAUGCCCGGCUACUUUGUUGCCUAUAUCGUACUUGAGCUUUCCCUUUUCGGUUCAGCUUUUGCAGAGAACUUUGCAACCAUAGUUGUGACACGAAUCAUUGGCGGCGGAGCAUCUUCAGUCGCAGGCAACAUAGCCGGAGGCAGCAUUAGUGAUAUUUGGAAAGGGCACCAAGCGCGGAGUUUGCCUAUGGCGCUUUAUGGGUUUACAGGCGUAGCCGGGAUCGCUCUUGGUCCGUUUAUCGGCAGUGCUGUUGUUCAGAUCCACAAGCCCAACAGUGGUUUGCAGGCGCCGUGGCGAUGGAUUUACUAUGUCCAGAUAAUUUUCAAUGCGGUGUUGAUUCCCAUAUUCUACAUCAUUCUUAAGGAAACACGUGGGGAUGUGAUUCUCGAAAAACGCGCCAAGAAGCUUCGCAAGGAAUCAAGCCGACAAAUCUACGCAGAGUCCGAAUUCGACAAGCCAUCGAUUGCAGAGCUACUGAAAACUUCGUUUAUGAGACCUACAAAGAUGCUGCUUACUGAACCCGUGGUUAUGUGUUUCACCCUAUGGAUCAGUUUCGCUUGGGGAAUUCUCUAUAUCUUCUUUUCUUCCGUGGUCCAAACGUUUGGCGAUAGCUACGGCUGGAACGAUAUGCAGACUGGACUCGUACAGCUUGCUAUUACCAUAGGUGCUCUGAUCGGUGCUCUAUUCAAUCCGCUGCAGGAUUGGCUAUAUCUGCGCACAGCCUCCAAGAAUACUGAAAUGCCUGGCAAGCCGAUCCCAGAAGCUCGACUGUACACUAGCAUUCCCGGAUCGCUACUCUUCACAGCCGGACUGUUUAUGUAUGGCUGGAGUUCAAGACCAGAAGUACACUGGAUUGUACCUGCGAGUGGAAUUUGUAUUGCUGGUGUGGGUCUCUUCUCGAUCUACAUGGGGGUAGUCAACUACCUCACCGAUGCUUACGAGAAAUACGCUGGUUCCGCGCUCUCAGCGGCCUCGCUUGGCCGGAAUGCCUUUGGCGCAUUCCUGCCGUUUGCCUCGUAUUCCAUGUUCAACAAUCUCGGCUACGGCUGGGCUGGUAGCUUGCUUGGUUUUAUAGGGCUCGCACUUAGUGCGGUUCCUGUUGUGCUGUUAAUCAAGGGUCGGCAAAUUCGAGCAAGGAGUCCUUUUAUGUUAGACUCUACCUUUGAUCGUGCGGAGGCUAGGGAAAAGACUCAGGAACAGAGAGAGGUUUGA